Messenger RNA from Oxyura jamaicensis (ruddy duck), 1079 nucleotides. RefSeq names its product cilia and flagella associated protein 77 (gene CFAP77). NCBI's taxonomy places the organism in Eukaryota, Metazoa, Chordata, Aves, Anseriformes, Anatidae. Bases 159 to 887 code for a protein of 242 amino acids. The transcript is spliced from 6 exons. The record is from RefSeq and is a predicted model, not a curated record.
CCCGCCCAUCCCGGUUCCCGCAGGGCGGCUGGCGGCCUCUUUAUUAUUAUUAUUAUUGUUGUUUCUCCUUUUUUUUUUUUUUUUCUUUGCCUUUGGACGCUCCCUCGGUCCGCGAGCUUCUGGUUGUCCGGGAACGGCGGCGGAAUUCGUUAUCCGUGAUGGCGGGAGGCGGCGGAGCAGGGGGGCCCCCGCGGAGGCCGCUGUGCUUGGCUGAGGUGGAGGCGGGCAGCGAGAACGAGCGGCUGGGGGUGGCCCGGGACAGCAUGCUGCGCAAUCCCCUCAUCCUCAAGGCAGAACUGGGAAAGCCCCAGAGAAACUGCUAUACCCUGCCAGGCUUUGAUUUUUCAUACGGGCUGUACAUCGAAAGGACAGAUGGAGGAGUCCCUGAAGCAAUAGGCCACUGGAACACAAUAAAGCCCAGGACUGAUUUAGCUCCAAAUAUGCCCCGGGACUUCAUCACCAUGAACCGCGGUGCUCUGAAGGCUGGUUAUACCACAGCCCGUGAAUUUAACUUGUACUACAAGGCCAAGGACAUACGGCGCAAAGACGAUGAAUACAGUCGCUUCAAGAGAUCUCCUCCCAAAGUACCUGCAGACAUGACUUAUGGCAUCCCAGCACGGCCUUCCACUCCCUUUUUUGACGUCCUCCAUCACAAAUACAAGGAGCUGUGGAUGGAGCAGCAGAGAGCACUGACAGCAGCUCAGCGAGUGGAAAAGAAAAAGAAAGACAAAAGGCGUGAAACUCGUACUACAUUUCUCCGAAAACAGCCAGCACCUGCUAAGGAGGAGUCCUUCUGGCACCUGCCCCACCUGGAGAAGGUUGGGCCUCAUCUCAGUACUUUUCCAGACCAUAAUGCUCGUAAAAAGGCAUUCAGUGCCUCCCAUUGAGAAGUGCCUGUGAGACACGCUCCCAUUCCUCAGGACGUCCACGCAGCGAGCUGAAGCCUGGACCAGAGCCCUGUGCUGGGCACCGCAGCCCCCAGGCCCCUGUUUUGGGCCUCAGACAAUGGUUUUCUCUCAGGUUUUUAGAAGUUAUGCUAAUGCAGAUAUAGCCAAAUAAAUCAUUAACUUGUAAGGAAA